AAUGCAUUGGAAGCCUGAUCAUCUUUCAAUUGAUUUAGUGAUUUAUGCAUGAACUUGAGAAAGAAUUGCGUAGAUUAGACCAAUAAUAAUAUAAACCGUGUGCUAGACUAUGAGACCGAGAGGUAAUUAGCUCACAUGUGGUAGUGGAGGAAGAGAAGAGAGUUAGUAGCUCCCCCUUUUUAAGCUAAAGGUCUAACUAUGGAUCGAGUUGUCUUAAACAUUGAUGUGGAUUAUCAAUGGCUUGCGCCGGAGAUGAGGGCACAAGUUGAAGCAGCUAUAGUAGAACGAUUAAAUAUCACUUGUCAAUGGUGUGGAUGUGACCAUUUUAGUUCUGAUUGCUAUUUUAAACGAUCUAACAAGUGUGUUGAUUUUUCUGGUGAUUUUUAUAGUCAGCAGUAUAAUUCUUAUCCCAAUACAUGCCAUUUUGAUCCAAACACCUCAUGGAAUAAUGAAGUUAUAUUGGAGCCACAAUCAGGGUUUCAAGCUCUAGAAGAGGAGACAUGUUUGAAUAAAAAUCUGGAGGUCCAAUCAACUCAUUUGCUCAACUUAGUUGCUGAAGAGAUACAAGGUGAGUUACCUAGUGCAACAAUGAAAAGUCAAGAAGAAGAGGUAAACACUUUACCCUUGGAGAUUGGAGAACAGCUUGGAGAAGUAGAAAUUAUGCCUGCAGAAACUAAACAAGAGGAUGUCCCUAAGGAGGAAGAGGAAAAAGCUCAGGUGUCAUUUGAAGUGUUCAAUGGGGAGUCUCCUUUAACCAAAUCUGAUUUUAAUGAUUAUUUUGUUAUUGAUAUGGUUGAUGAGAUUUUGCAGAAAAACACUUAUGAGGAUUCAUUUGAGACCUACCUUAUUCAAGCAAAAGACUCAAUCAAAGAAUACAUAAAUUGCUUGAACACAUCAUCUUCCUUGAAAUCAAAGGGGGCACUUCUAGAAGAAUUGGGAAGGCACAUCUUUUGGCCUAAACCCAAACCACCUCAAAAUAGUUAUUGGAAAAAAUCUUAUGGUGGAUUCAACUUAAGGGCAAGAAAGCCAAGAUUUAAGAAACCGAGAGGACAUGCCCUACGACCUGAUCCAAAACCACCUUGGAGUGGUAGAAAGUCUAGCUAAUGACUAUAAAUUCAGCGCUUCUUGGGAGGCAACCCAAGCAUAAAAUUUGCUUUUCUUUUAUUUUUCUUUUAUAGUUCAGAUUUUUUUUUAAAUUUUUUUCCUUUUUCUCUUUAUGGCCUAGGUUAAUGCAUAAAUUAUUGUUCUUUGA
Messenger RNA from Rubroshorea leprosula, 1252 nucleotides. NCBI's taxonomy places the organism in Eukaryota, Viridiplantae, Streptophyta, Magnoliopsida, Malvales, Dipterocarpaceae. The record is from the annotation of a GenBank genome assembly.